AUGCAAGGUGAUAUUGAUCAGAAUAUUCCAAGUGAUAUUUCAAUGAUUCCAUAUCAGUAUCAAUUAAGUUUUAAGAGUCAUUGGUAUUUUGGUUAUUUGAUUGAAACGUUACCCAUAGAAUUCAAAGAUGAGCAACCCGAAUAUAUUUUAUUAGCCGAGAUAAUUUCAAUAUCAACUUCUUGGACCUUUGGAGAUUAUGAAAUUCAUGAAUACCGUCAUAACGAUACAUCCGGCAAAAUGUUCCCUGUAAAAACCGUUAACUCAUCGUUGAAGGACGACGCUUAUGUAUCAUUUAAAACAAAAAACACUUCAAGCGAUGAGAAGUCAACUGAAUUGUUAAAUCCGGCAACUUGUGAUUAUAUUUUUUCGUUGACGGCGACUCUUAGAGGAUAUAUAUUUAGAAAAUGUGCGCUUGCCAAUGAAACAGAUUAUACCAAAAUUUCUUACGUAAAAGGAUCUACUACUUGGGGAUUAACUUUCUAUAAUGGCGAUGAGAUUUACGCUUCGACCUCCGAAACCCAAUAUUGGUGGAAUAUGAAUAGAAGGGAUAUUGUUGUGACCACAUCUGCACCUUUUCCACAAGUCAUACCAGCCAUUUACACAGCUUAUUACGAUACAAUCCAACAUAUUCGUGAUACCAAAGUGAUUUCCAUUGAGUAG
Molecule: messenger RNA, 660 nt
Organism: Funneliformis geosporum
Lineage: Eukaryota; Fungi; Glomeromycota; Glomeromycetes; Glomerales; Glomeraceae
Source: the annotation of a GenBank genome assembly